This is a messenger RNA of Alosa sapidissima (American shad), 2392 nucleotides long. It is a transcript of the gene laynb, whose product is annotated as layilin b. Bases 163 to 1266 code for a protein of 367 amino acids. Gene Ontology annotation, molecular function: hyaluronic acid binding. The transcript is spliced from 7 exons. Lineage: Eukaryota; Metazoa; Chordata; Actinopteri; Clupeiformes; Clupeidae. The record is from RefSeq and is a predicted model, not a curated record.
AGCCCCCUACUGCACGCUGAUUGGACCACAACUCAGUUAGGUCUGUGUGCUGUGAGAUUGAAAAAGUAGUUUCGGAGUUUCGGGCUUAAUUCCGAGAUUGUUUUGUUUCCAGUGUUGUAAUGAUGAUUUGGCUGCUUUCAAUGAGAAAGAAAAUGUGAAGAGAUGGACUUUAUGACGAUAUUCGGAGCCAUUUUUGUCGUUUUUUGCCACACGGGCUCUACAUCUAAACUCUUCAGUGGCCAGCGCAUCUGUCGGCGAGGCACAGAGAGGCCGUGCUACCGGCUGGCUCACAUCCCGGACCCGCGGCAGCGGGUGAGCUAUGAGGAGGCGCGGGAGGCGUGUCGGGGCGACGGCGGAGAGCUGCUGAGCUUGGAGACGGAGGACGAGCAGCGAUUGGUCGAGCGCUUCCUCCAACUGCUCUCCGGAGACUUCUGGAUCGGACUCCGCCGGAGCCUCCGGCACCGCGAACCCGGGACCAGCUGCUCCGCACUCUACUACUGGGUGGACCGCAGCCCGGCCACAUACAGGAACUGGCAGUGGGAUGAGCCCUCAUGUGGGCGUGAGAUGUGUGUGGUGCUGCACCAGCGCCCCUCUCAGGUGGGCGGGGUCAACUACAAGUGGAACGACAUCAGCUGCAACCUCAGACACAACUUCAUCUGCAAAUACUCAGACGAAAAGAAAUAUGAGGUCAUCAUCACUCCGGCCCCCUCAGCGGUCAACCCAGAGGCUCCAGUUAUCUCUGUGACACCGAAUCAACGCACCGUCACCGGGGACGACAGGGAUGUGAGAGCUGGUGUCUCUGAGUCAUCAGUGUCUUCCACAGAUACGACCCUCAACAUCCUGCUCAUCACCAUCCCCCUCCUGCUGCUGGUGCUACUGCUGGGCUCUGGCCUCUUCUGCUACAGGCUCAUGGCCAACAGGAGGAAGGAGCCGUCGGAGCCCAUCUAUGCCAAGCCAGGCCAGUGGGUCACAGUGGGCAGCAGUGACAGUGCAGGCAUCCUCUUCUCACAGCAGGGGGCACCAUUGAGCAGCCAGCGCCCCCCUGGUCACAACAGCCCCUCGUUUGGCAUCUCUGCCCCUCAGGGGGCACCACUGAGUGCCCGCCGUCCCUGUGCCCCAUCCAGCGGUCAGUAUGAGGACUACGAGAAUGUCCCCAGCAGCAAGGAGCAGGCCAGUGGCUUCGUCACCAACGACAUCUACGAGAGCUGCAGGAACCCCAGUGCUGUGGAGGCAGGCUGGGUGGAUAAUGAGAUUUAUGGAUAUUAAACACACACACAGACACACACACACACACACACACACACACACAAACACACAACUCAGAGAUGUUGAACACUCUAUCUCUCACAUACACAAACACACUCUCUCACACACACUCACACACACACACACAGUAACACUCAAACACACACUUCACAGAUGAACUCUCUCACAUGCUCACAUAACAUACACUGCUCACACAUACACAUAGUACAGAUAGGGAAUGCUGUCUCACAUGCACACACACACACACCCAACCGUCAGGGUCAGGGUGCUAAAAGCGCUGAGAUGUUCCUACAACCACCUCUCACACACACACACACACACACACACACACACACACACACACACACGUCCUGCCGUCCUCUUCCUGUGUGGAGCCCCAUGUCCUGGAACGGGCCGAUCCAAGCACACACACCCAUGGCAACACCGUGACCCAUAACCCCUCACCAUGUUCUACCUCCGUGUGUGUGUGUGUGUGUGUGUGUGUGUGUGUGGUCUCUCUAGGGAGCCUUGCAGCUGAACCCACAUCAGCGAGAACAAGAACUGUGUGUGUAUGUGUGUGUGUUUGUAUGUGUGUCUGUGUGUGUGUGUGUGUGUGUGUGUGUGUGUGUGUGUGUGUGUGUGUGUGUGUGUGUGUGGUCUCUCUAGGGAGCCUUGCGGCUGAACCCACAUCAGCGAGAACAAGAACUGUGUGUGUGUGUGUGUUUGUAUGUGUGUGUGUGUGUGUGUGUGUGUGUGUGUGUGUGUGUGUGUGUGUGUGUGUGUGCUGCCACUCUGCGGGUGCAGAGUAGGAUCGUAGCUCGAUGCACAUGAACAUGGAGAGUUUCUUAUCAAAUCCACUAUUUUCAGUUGUGCUGCCUUUUAACUCAAUUACGCUUGACAUCUAGUGGCUGGUACUUUAUCAAGAUACUUUAUUUCCUGAAUUAUAGUAGUCAAAAACAGUGUGAUGAUCUGCAAGGUAUUGUAAAAGUUAAUAUGAUAUUUGUAUAUUACUGAAAAAAUAUGAAGCUAACAGAGGAAUUCUUUUCCAUGAAAUACUUUUUAUUGCUUGAUGUUGUCUUGCUUUGCUGACUUAAUUAUUUUUUUAUUGCAUUGCAUAUAAAAUAAAGCCUAAAGCGACCAAACUGGA